CGGGAGAUUUCGGAUGUGUUGGCGGCUGCGGUCCCGGCAGCAGCAGUUGGGCUCCUCCUGCCACGGAACCCGGAGGCCCGGCGCGCAGGGUCCUGAAGAAGCUCCUCUCUCCUGACCUGCCGAGCGGCCACCUCUGUCCGUCCCGGCGCUGCGAGGAAGGCCGCCUUCUGUCCGUCCCGGCGCUGCGAGGAAGAUGGACCGGCACCGGCCGCGGCUGCACCACCCGCCGCAGGGCUCCGCCGCCGGCGCCCCCUACCCCUCCUCCGCCUCGCUCCGCGGCUCGCGGGACAGCAGGGCGCCGCGCAGGAAGGGCCCCCAGCACCCUCCGCCGCCCCGCGGCCCCGACGGGCCUGGAGAGAAGCGCCCCAAGUUUCAUUUAAAUAUUAGGACAUUGACAGAUGACAUGCUGGACAGAUUUGCCAGCAUAAAAAUUCCGGGGAGCAAGAAAGAGAGGCCUCCACUUUCCAACCUGAAAACUGCAUUUGCAAGCAGUGAUUGUUCUUCAGAGGCGAUGGAAAACCCUCCGAAGCCACUGUCAGAGAAGGAAGUCUUAGAACUUUUUGAAAAGAUGAUGGAAGAUAUGAAUUUAAAUGAAGAUAAGAAAGCACCAUUGCGGGAAAAAGACUUCAGUAUCAAAAAAGAAAUGGUGAUGCAGUACAUUAAUACUGCUUCGAAGACAGGAAGUCUUAAGAGGAAUCGGCAGAUCUCACCUCAGGAAUUCAUUCAUGAAUUGAAAAUGGGGCCUGCUGACGAGAGACUUGUAACUUGCCUGGAGUCACUUCGCGUUUCUUUGACUAGUAAUCCUGUGAGUUGGGUGGAGAGCUUUGGACGUGAGGGGCUUGGGUUAUUACUGGACAUUUUGGAAAAACUGAUUAGAAGCAAAACACAAGAAACCAUUGUUAAGAAGAAUCAGCACAGAGUCAUACAGUGUUUAAAGGCUUUGAUGAAUACACAGUAUGGUUUAGAAAGGAUUAUGAGUGAAGAGCGGAGUCUGUCCUUACUGGCCAGGGCCAUCGAUCCCCAGCAGCCCAGUGUGAUGACAGACCUGGUGAAGCUUCUCUCUGCAGUGUGCAUCGUGGGGGAGGAGAGCAUCCUUGAAGAUGUUUUAGAAGCUUUAACAUCAGCUGGAGAAGAAAGAAGAAUUGACAGGUUUUCUUCUAUUGUGGAAGGUCUUCGGCAUAAUUCAGUUCAACUGCAAGUAGCAUGUAUGCAGCUCAUCAAUGCCCUAAUUACAUCUCCUGAUGAUCUGGACUUUAGGCUUCACAUCAGAAAUGAAUUUAUGCGUUGUGGAUUGAAAGAGAUAUUGCCAAAUUUAAAAUGCAUUAAGAAUGAUGGCCUGGAUAUCCAACUUAAAGUUUUUGAUGAGCAUAAGGAAGAAGAUUUGAUUGAACUCUCCCAUCGUCUGCAAGAUAUUAAAGUUGAAUUUGAUGAAGCAUAUGAUGUUUACAACAUGGUGUGGAGCACAGUUAAGGAAACUAGAGCAGAGAAAUAUUUUAUUUCUAUUCUUCAGCAUCUUUUACUCAUUCGAAAUGAUUGUUUUAUAAGGCAACAGUACUUCAAAUUAAUUGAUGAGUGUGUAUCUCAGAUUGUAUUACAUAGAGAUGGAAUGGAUCCAGACUUCACAUACCGAAAAAGACUAGAUUUAGAUUUAAGUCAAUUUGUUGAUAUUUGCAUAGAUCAAAUGAAAGUAGAAGAGUCUGAAGAGAAAGCAUCAGAAUUUUACAAGAAAUUUGAAAAAGAGUUUACCGACCACCAAGAAACUCAGGCUCAAUUGCAGAAAAAAGAGGCAGAGAUUAAUGAGCUUCAAGCAGAGUUACAAGCUUUCAAGUCUCAGUUUGGUGCCUUGCCAGCUGAUACAAAGGCUUCUUUGCUCCUAUCACAAGAAAAGGGAACUGGGCCCCCAGCACUUCCUCCUCCCGUGGCACCACCUCCUCCACCACCUCCUCCGCCGCCUCCUCCACUCCCAGGAGCACCCCUGCCAUUUGGUGGUCCUGUGCCUCCACCACCUCCCCUGGGAUUUCUCAGUGGAGGAAACUCUCUUCCACCAACCCUGCCAUUUGGGUUAAAACCAAAGAAAGAAUUUAAACCUGAAAUCAGCAUGAGAAGAUUGAAUUGGUUAAAGAUCAGACCUCAUGAAAUGACUGAAAACUGUUUCUGGAUAAAGGCAAAUGAAAAUAAGUAUGAAAAUGUGGAUUUGCUUUGUAAACUUGAGAAUACAUUUUGUUGCCAACAAAAAGAGAGAAGAGAAGAGGAGGAUUUUGAAGAGAAGAAAGCUCUUAAAAAAAAAAUUAAAGAACUUAAAUUUCUCGAUUCUAAAGUUGCCCAGAACCUUUCAAUCUUCCUGAGCUCUUUCCGGGUGCCAUACGAAGAAAUCAAAAUGAUGAUAUUGGAAGUGGAUGAAACUCAGUUGGCAGAGUCUAUGAUUCAGAACUUAUUAAAGCAUCUUCCUGAUCAAGAACAAUUAAAUUCACUGUCUCAGUUCAAGAGUGAUUAUAACAACUUAAGUGAACCUGAACAGUUUGCUGUUGUGAUGAGCAAUGUGAAGAGACUGCGGCCGCGGCUCAGUGCUAUUCUCUUUAAGCUUCAGUUUGAAGAGCAGGUGAAUAACAUCAAACCUGACAUCAUGGCUGUCAGCACUGCUUGCGAAGAGAUAAAGAAGAGCAAAAGCUUUAGCAAGUUGCUGGAACUUGUAUUGCUAAUGGGAAACUACAUGAAUGCCGGCUCCCGGAAUGCUCAAACCUUCGGAUUUAACCUUAGCUCUCUCUGUAAACUAAAGGACACGAAAUCAGCAGAUCAGAAAACAACACUGCUUCAUUUUCUGGUGGAAAUAUGUGAAGAAAAGUACCCUGAUAUCCUAAAUUUUGUGGAGGAUUUGCAACAUUUGGACAAAGCUAGUAAAGUCUCUGUAGAAAUGCUGGAAAAGAAUCUGAAGCAGAUGGGAAGGCAGCUUCAACAGAUUGAGAGAGAUUUGGAAACCUUUCCCCCUCCUGAGGACGUGCAUGAUAAGUUUGUGACAAAGAUGUCCAGCUUUGUUAUCAGUACAAAGGAACAGUAUGAGAAUCUUUCAAAGUUACAUGAAAACAUGGAAAAGCUAUACCAGAGCAUAAUGGGAUACUAUGCUGUUGACGUGAAGAAGGUGUCUGUGGAAGACUUUUUGACUGACUUAAAUAACUUCAGAGCCACAUUCAUGCAAGCAUUAAAGGAAAAUGUCAAAAAAAGAGAAGCAGAGGAAAAACAAAAACGUGCCAGAAUAGCCCAAGAAUUGGCAGAGAAAGAAAGACUUGAACGCCAACAAAAGAAAAAGCGCUUAUUAGAAAUGAAGACUGAGGGUGAUGAGACAGGAGUGAUGGAUAGUCUGCUGGAGGCCUUGCAGUCGGGGGCUGCCUUCCGCGAUCGAAGAAAAAGGACACCGAAGCCAAAAGAUAUUCGGCAGAGUCUCAGUCCCAUGUCUCAGAGGCCUGUUCUGAAAGUUUGUAACCAUGAAAAUCAGAAAGUGCAGUUGACAGAAGGGUCGCGUCUACACUACAAUAUCAAUUGCAACUCAACAAGGACUCCAGUCGCCAAGGAGCUUAAUUACAACCUCGACACUCACACGUCCACAGGGAGGGUCCAGGCAGCUGAGAAGGACACCUGCCGUGUAGAAAGCAGCAGAAAAAGGGAAAAGGAACUUCUUGGCUCAGUUUCUAAAAAUGAAUCCCUUUCUGAAGUUGAAGCCCUGCUGGCAAGAUUACGAGCUUUAUAAAUUAAACCGGCAAAAAAUAUAAUAAAAUGAGUAAGCCAAAUAGAAAGCCAUGCUCUGAGCUAUAACACUUGAAAAAAUUGCUUUCUGUGUAAGUUACUUUAUAUAAUUUUAAAUUAUGAUCUCUAUUAGAAAAAUAAAACUAAAUAUAUCACUGCAAUGCUUUUCCUAUGUAUUAUACUUGAGGGUGCGAUCCAUUCAAGAUUUUAACAGGGCUUUAACAUUUUCUGUCACCUGGCAUUAACAUUUUCUGUAUUUGGUGGUUAGGUUAUACACUGUUUUAGAGACAGUAAGUGGCCACAUGUUCAGCAAUGUAUCCUUAAGAAAAUAACCAUCUUUCUAAGUCAACUGUAAUUUCUAUUUUAUUAUUUUCAACAUUAACGAACCUCAAAUCUUCAACCUCAAGUCAUGCUACAUAUCUAUGUGUUGUUUAUAUAGAUCCAGAUUCUCCCAAAUUGGGGUCUGCAUGCUAUUAGCAUAGUAUCAAAAAUAUAAAACUGAAUAGAACAGAGCUAUGAGAAAUGAUUGAUAAGCUUCUUACCAUCAUUGAAUUCAUAUUAUUUAUAUCUCCAGGAAACUAAGACCAUUGAGCACAUUUCCAAAAAUGAUAUAAUAGGAAUGUAUGCACUCUGUAGAAUGCACAAGAUUUUGUAUGAAGCUGGACAUAUAGGGUAUUGCAAUGCUGCUGAAACUCUUAGCACACCCCACCUUGUGUCCCCCCACCUCACUCCUCUCCCCUAUAAUUAUGACUCUGGGAUAGAAUUUCCAUUUUUAAACUUCCCAAGUAACAAAUGUCUUUAUUUCUGUAAACAAACUUGGAAUUGCAGUUUGUUUGAUCUGACAAUCAAUAACUUUAACAAAGAUCUAAAAAAAAUGUUUCAUUGAAAGUUUUCUUAUGCAAACGUUACACAUGUACUUCAUUUGGGGCAUCAAAUUACCGUUGUUAAUUCCACAUCAAAGACAAUAAACUUG
Messenger RNA from Pipistrellus kuhlii (Kuhl's pipistrelle), 4711 nucleotides. It is a transcript of the gene DIAPH3, whose product is annotated as diaphanous related formin 3. Gene Ontology annotation, cellular component: actin filament; cytoplasm. The record is from RefSeq and is a predicted model, not a curated record. Gene Ontology annotation, molecular function: microtubule binding; small GTPase binding; actin binding. The transcript has 28 exons. NCBI's taxonomy places the organism in Eukaryota, Metazoa, Chordata, Mammalia, Chiroptera, Vespertilionidae. Gene Ontology annotation, biological process: actin cytoskeleton organization; actin filament polymerization. Bases 194 to 3742 code for a protein of 1182 amino acids.